CUUCUCUCUCGAACUCGAUUCCUUCAAACUACCUUACUCUUCGUUCAAUCCUUUCCCAUCCAACGAUUGGGAUCUCCUCCUGCCUCACCAUUUCUUGUGUACGUCUAUCUUGUGAAGCCAUCAUGCGAGGCGAGAUCUGCCACAUUCACAUUGGCCAGGCUGGUACUCAGCUUGGUAACAGCGCUUGGGAGUUAUACCUCCUAGAGCAUGGCCUGAAGGCUGAUGGUCGUCUUGACCCGGAUGCAGCCGAUGAAGUCAACUCCGGUGGUUCCUUUGAGACCUUUUUCACUGAGACCAGCAACGGCAAAUAUGUCCCCCGUUCUAUCUUCGUUGAUCUCGACCCCUCGCCUAUCGAUGAAAUCCGCACCGGUAACUACCGCCAGCUCUUCCAUCCCGAGCUUUUGAUUAGCGGAAAAGAAGACGCCGCCAACAACUACGCUCGUGGUCACUAUACCAUCGGAAAAGAGCUUGUGGACAGUGUCGCUGAUCGCGUCCGCCGUGUGGCCGAUAACUGUUCUUCUCUACAGGGCUUCCUGGUCUUCCACUCCUUCGGUGGUGGUACUGGCUCUGGUUUCGGCGCGCUAUUGCUGGAGCGUCUCUCCGCCGAGUACGGCAAAAAGGCUAAGCUAGAGUUCGCCGUUUAUCCUUCUCCUCGCGUUUCAACUGCUGUUGUUGAGCCCUACAAUGCUGUUCUGUCCACCCACAGUACCAUUGAGAAUGCCGACUGCACCUUCCUCGUUGACAACGAGGCAGUCUAUGACAUCUGCCGUCGGAACCUAGAUAUUCCCCGCCCUAGCUAUGAGCAUCUGAAUCGCCUGAUCGCUCAAGUUGUCAGCUCCAUCACGUCCAGUCUUCGCUUCGACGGUGCCCUCAACGUCGACUUGACCGAAUUCCAGACAAACCUGGUGCCCUUCCCCCGUAUCCACUAUCCAUUGAUCUCCUACGCCCCCGUUGUGUCCAGCAACCGCAGCUCCCAUGAAAGCUUCAAGGUGCAGGAUCUUACCUUCCAGUGCUUCGAACCUAACAACCAGAUGGUGGUCUGCGAUCCUCGGAACGGAAAGUACAUGGCUGUGGUUCUGCUGUAUCGCGGUGACGCCGUGCCCCGUGAUUGCAACCAGGCUAUCUCCUCGGUCAAGGCCAAGGCUUCGUUCAAUCUGGUUGAAUGGUGCCCUACCGGAUUCAAGCUGGGUAUUAACUACCAGAAGCCGGUGCGGGUUCCCGGCAGCGAGCUCGCCCCCGUCGACCGUUCCGUCAGCAUGCUCUCCAACACCACCUCCAUCUCUGAGGCCUGGGGCCGUCUCGACCACAAGUUCGACCUUAUGUACUCCAAGCGUGCCUUCGUUCACUGGUAUGUGGGUGAGGGCAUGGAGGAAGGAGAGUUCUCCGAGGCCCGUGAGGACCUCGCUGCGCUGGAGAAAGACUACGAGGAGGUCGCCAACGAUGGCGAACCGCUGGAGGAAGAACCUGAAUACUGAUCGACUCGUAUUCCUGCGCCUUCUCUGCUCGUCUGUCUACUUCUUGGCUUGUUUAAUUUGUGCCAAAAUUGUAUCCUCUCCUUGUACUUUCGACACCCCCUUCUGUUCGUGUUUCCCUAGCGUUCGUUCUAUUUCCUUCUUGUCCGAUAGUCAGUCGGUAGAAUAUGGCGAGUAAAAUAUGAAUACACAUUUAAUUUCCUGCGAGGGA
Molecule: messenger RNA, 1683 nt
Organism: Aspergillus alliaceus
Lineage: Eukaryota; Fungi; Ascomycota; Eurotiomycetes; Eurotiales; Aspergillaceae
Product: tubulin alpha chain
Exons: 7
Coding region: 123-1475 (450 amino acids)
Biological process (GO): microtubule cytoskeleton organization; mitotic cell cycle
Cellular component (GO): cytoplasm; microtubule
Molecular function (GO): structural constituent of cytoskeleton; GTP binding
Source: RefSeq, a predicted model, not a curated record